This is a messenger RNA of Cimex lectularius (bed bug), 1507 nucleotides long. RefSeq names its product reticulocalbin-2. Gene Ontology annotation, molecular function: calcium ion binding. Gene Ontology annotation, cellular component: endoplasmic reticulum. Bases 232 to 1257 code for a protein of 341 amino acids. The record is from RefSeq and is a predicted model, not a curated record. NCBI's taxonomy places the organism in Eukaryota, Metazoa, Arthropoda, Insecta, Hemiptera, Cimicidae. The transcript is spliced from 7 exons.
AGCGCAACUUGGAAGCAAGACGAGCAAGUUCUCAGCUGUCAACCAUCCCCCACCAUUGCAGACCACUUAGGGACUCGGGAAGUCGGGACAAUUUUAUCUUCGCCUUUCAUCCGUUCACGAGUAACGCACCGGUCUCGUCUUUAUCUAGUCAUGUUUUAAUCUUCGACACUUAGGCCGAGACGUGUUCCUCUUUUUAUUCCUCUCUGCAUCCGUUAUUCGAGGCCAAAAAAAAUGCUGAACAACGUCCUGAGGGACAGAGGGAUCCUGGCGUUGAUCCUUAUCAGCCACAUGACUUUCGAAGCGACCCCGGCAUCCCCGGCCCACAUCCAUACCCAUUCCCACUCGUCCCAUUCCAACAAGGAAAACACGAAAGAAAGGAUCGAAGACGGUCUCGGGUUCCUGCCUCGCGACCGGGGCCACAUAGUCGACGGCGAACACCACUCCGAAUUUGACCACGAAGCUAUUUUAGGGAGUGUAAAAGAUGCAGAAGAAUUUGAUACUUUAUCGCCAGAAGAAUCGAAGCGAAGGCUCAAAAUCCUGUUGGUCAAAAUGGACUUAAACAAAGACAAUUUUAUUGACAGGAACGAGUUGAGGGCAUGGAUUUUGAGAUCAUUUAAAAUGCUUUCAGAAGAGGAAUCCAAUGACAGAUUUGAAGAUGCUGAUGAAAACAAUGAUGGGAAAGUUUCAUGGGAAGAGUACAAAUCUGAUGUAUACGGCUCUGAUGAGGAUCUCGAACAUGAGCUGAAUUCAGAGGAACAGACUCUGUUGAAACAUGACCAAGUAAUGUUUAAAGCUGCCGACAAAAAUAAUGACGGUUUUCUUGAAAGACACGAGUUUGUACCAUUUUCCCACCCUGAAGAAAGUCCAGAAAUGUUACCGCUAAUUCUCCAAAACACCUUGGAAGAGAAAGAUACAAACAAGGAUGGAGAAAUUGAUUUUCAGGAGUUUGUUGGAUCGAAAGGUGAAAUGCAUGAUAAACAGUGGCUAUUAUCAGAGAAAGAAAAGUUUGACAGUGAAUAUGACAAAGAUAAAGAUGGCAAACUUGGGCCAAAUGAAAUUCUUUCUUGGGUUGUACCGAGUAAUAGCGAAAUAGCCGAAGAAGAAGUUGAACAUUUGUUCGCAUCAUCGGAUGAUGACCAUGACAAUCUGUUGUCAUUUGAGGAAGUCCUCAAAAACCAUGAGACUUUUGUAGGAAGCGAGGCAACCGAUUAUGGUGAACAUCUCCACAAUAUUCACCAUUUUGAAGAUGAACUGUGAUCCACCUCAUUAUGUCAUCAUUAUUAAAUUUUUAAGUUAUGGAGGAUUGUUUCUAUGAAAGGAAUUUUUGUAUUUAUGAAACACAAAGAAUAAACCAUUGUACAAAAUAAAUUAUUGCCAUAAACUAUUGUAUUGUGUUAUUUUUUAUUUAUUAGAAUAGUAUUGUGAACUGUUUUUGUGUGUUACCUUUAAAAAAUAAAUUGUUUGCCAAUUUUUGUACUACUUAAUGAAAUAAAAGGUUUUAUUUAAA